Sugiyamaella lignohabitans is the source of this 597-nucleotide messenger RNA. RefSeq lists its product as uncharacterized. Bases 1 to 597 code for a protein of 198 amino acids. The transcript has a single exon. NCBI's taxonomy places the organism in Eukaryota, Fungi, Ascomycota, Dipodascomycetes, Dipodascales, Trichomonascaceae. The record is from RefSeq and is a predicted model, not a curated record.
AUGCACGUGUUCGUGGAAAAGAUAUUUGGAUUUGUCCUUCCAAAAAUAUUCACACCUCCUACCGAGGAUAUGCUGUUGAAGAACAAACCAUCUCUGGCCAAGAUCCCUACCGAAUUGGUCGUCACCAGCAGUGCUUUUGAAGACGGUCAGCACAUGCCAUGGAAGUACGGUGGUGAAGGAGUUGGCGAAGACACUUCUCCACCAUUAACAGUGGAAAACAUUCCCAGCGACACUGGAAGCCUGGUUUUUGUUCUCCAAGACCUCGAUGUGCCUCUUCCUAAACCCAUUACCCACACAGUCGCCUAUAACCUUCCCGUUCAAAAAGAGUUCCCCGAAGGCUACUUCGACUCCAAAGAGUCGUCCGACAAACUGACCUGUGGCAAGGCUUUCCGAGGACACACGGGCUACCUAGGACCGCGACCCAUCAUCAACCACGGCCCCCACCGCUACUACUUCACCAUCUACGCCAUCAAACAAGAAGCACCCCGUCUCAACCCACUCGUCGAAGAGCCCGAGCUCAUCGCCUACCUCGAGAAAUGGGCCGUCUCCACAGGCACCGUCAUCGGCACUUUCGAGCGUACCGACGCUAAACACUAG